Messenger RNA from Anthostomella pinea, 2253 nucleotides. Lineage: Eukaryota; Fungi; Ascomycota; Sordariomycetes; Xylariales; Xylariaceae. The record is from the annotation of a GenBank genome assembly.
AUGGCUCUGAUGUUUUGGUUUCGGCGUUCAUUUGCUGGCUUCAAAAAGACGUUCGAACGACCUUCCACCGGUCCAGAAGAGUCUGAAGAUGCCGCCAAGCCACCUGCACGUGGGCCGACGACGAUAACGACAAUGACAGAGACGCCGCCGUCUGGGCGCUCUCCAUCGCCGACGCCGACGCCGACGCCGUCGCCAAUGACAGCCCCAGCCCCGCAUCAGCAGCAGCCGACGCCAACGCCAACGCCAAAGCCAACUCCAAAGUCACUCCCGUCGCUACCGUCGGCCCCGCCAUUGUCGUUGGCUCUGCAGGCCGAGCCCAGAACUUCACCUGACGCAAGCUCCUCUCCACGAAGUCACCAGCGAUACCUGGACUCGCUCCAACCACCCUCCGAGAAGGACUUUGCGCGAUUGGCGACCCUGCAGGAACAGCGCGAGAGGGAACACCGACACCGUAACCACGAGCUGCAGCGCCAGACCGUCGCGACCUCACAAAAAAGCAUGGAGGCGAGGCGGGACUUUAUGCACACCAAGGCCGUGGAUGGCGAUAAGAAGGCGGCCGCGCAUCGCCAUUCCUUGCUCGGGCACAUACACUCGAACUCCCUGUCGCGAUCGCGGCCGGGCAGCAAGGAUGCGCAAGCCGGUGAGGGAGCAGACCCGGACCAUGACUUGAUGCAGUCGAAAGCCGCAACCGUCAUUCAACGUAACUAUCGCGGAUAUCGCUUGCGGCGGGAGAUGCAGGGCCUGGGAUUAGAUCCGUCAACGAGAUGGACACAUGCAAUCAGAGAUGCGCAAUGGAAGGAGUUGACCACCCCGCGGCCUAGAGGGGACAGUUCACUGAACCCAACGAACGAAGAUGCGAAUGGCGACACGAGGCCCAGCACCAGCAGGUCGGCGGCGAGGCGGAAUUGGAUGAAGAUUGCGACCAUUGCCCAGCGCGCGGCUGCAGAUGAGGACUCGGACCACUCCAAAUGCAGCUCAUCAGCUCCGCCCACGGAUGAGGAGCCGGAGAGAACGACUCCCGAACAGAGGGAGGCUGCGAGGAAGAGGAGGAUGAAGGCCCAGGCAAAGCGACGGGAGCAUGCGAAGAUGAUGGGACUGCAGUAUUUCCUAGAGAUGGUAGAUCUCAAGCAUCGCUACGGAUCAAAUCUGAGGACCUACCACGAGGAGUGGAAGAAGAGCGAUACCAAUGAAAACUUCUUUUACUGGCUGGACUAUGGCGAGGGCAAGAACAUAGACUUGGCCGCCUGUCCGCACGAGAGGUUAGACCGGGAGCAAGUGCGGUAUUUGAAUCGCGAAGAGAGACAACAUUACUUGGUCAAAGUGGAUUUGGAAGGGCGUCUGGUUUGGGCAAAGAACGGAGUGCGCAUAGACACGACCGAGGAAUGGAAGGAUAGUAUACAUGGCAUCGUGCCGGUAGAUGAUCCCACGCCGGCUUUUGCGCCCGCAAUCGAAGAGCAUACUCAGGCCAAACCGAACAUUGACUCACCACCGGAACCGCACAGUCACAACCGCCAACCUAGUUCCGGUUCCGAUUCCGAUUCUUCGCGGGAGUCAGAACUGGAGGCAGCCAUGGCAGCCAAAUACGCAAACCCGGGGCUCGACAACGCCAAGGGAGCCAAGAAGGUCCGGCACGUGUCGGCGGCAACUAUCUUCAACAAGCUCCUGAGAAAGUCCGUUCGCAAGAACACGUGGAUCUUCGUCGCCGAUACCUCCUUCCGGCUCUACGUCGGCAUCAAGAACAGCGGCGCCUUCCAGCACAGCUCCUUCCUACGGGGCUCGCGCAUCUCGGCCGCAGGCUUGAUCAAAGUCAAGAACGGCCGCCUGUCGUCGCUCUCCCCGCUCUCGGGCCACUACAGGCCGCCGGCCUCCAACUUCAGGGCCUUCGUGCACAGCCUGGAAGACGAGGGGGUCGACAUGAGCCACGUGAGCAUCAGCAAGAGCUACGCCGUCCUCGUCGGCCUUGAGGCUUACAUCAAGACGCAGAAGAAGGGCAAGGAGGCGCUGCAGAAGCUCACGCACCAGAAGGAGAAGAUAUUGGCGCCCGAGGAGGCCCGCAAGAAAGAGGAGGCGCAGCUGGACUCGAGCCAGAGCGCGGCGAUAGAGAGGAAGGUUCUGAGGAAGGAGGAGGUGCUGCGCGUCGAGAACAAGGCGAGCGUGCGGUUCUUGCAGAAGUUGGGGGUGCGGCCGCGCACGCCGGUGGGGCAGCAGAAUGGGGAAGGGGAGACGGUAGAGGCGUUGGGUACGACUGGAUGA